CAGUCCCCAUCAAUGGGAUCGAUGCUAAACACCAGUGUGACAACUCAUUCUCCAGCUGUCCCCGCCUCCCCCCACCCCACACUGAAAUACACGCACGCACACACACACACUCUGGGCUGACAGCUAUUUCCUCCCUCAGCCUCACUCCCCUGCCUCUGCCUGCUCGGUGCCUCUUGUUCGACUGUCGCCAGAAGCUGACAGCCUCCAGGGCUGGAAUCCUGUGCUCCCUUUGUGCCCAGAGCCCACCAUGUUGGCCAACGUCACCAUGAAGCCGCUCUGUCCGGUCCUGGAGCAGAUGAGCCGCCUCCAAAGCCACAGCAACUCCAGCAUCCGCUAUAUGGACCAUGUGUCGGUGCUGCUACACGGGCUGGCCUCGCUGCUGGGCCUGGUGGAAAACGGACUCAUCCUUUUCGUGGUGGGCUGCCGCAUGCGCCAGACGGUGGUCACCACCUGGGUGCUGCACCUGGCGUUGUCGGACCUGCUGGCCAGCGCCUCCCUGCCCUUCUUCACCUACUUUCUGGCCGUGGGCCACUCGUGGGAGCUGGGCACCACCUUCUGUAAGCUGCACUCCUCCAUCUUCUUCCUCAACAUGUUCGCCAGCGGCUUCCUGCUCAGCGCCAUCAGCCUGGACCGCUGCCUGCAGGUCGUGCGGCCCGUGUGGGCCCAGAACCAUCGCACGGUGGCGGCCGCCCACAAGGUGUGCCUGGCGCUCUGGGCCCUGGCGGUGCUCAACACCGCGCCCUACUUCGUGUUCCGCGACACCAUCCCGCGGCUGGACGGGCGCAUCAUGUGCUACUACAACGUGCUGCUCCUGAACCCCGGGCCUGACCGCAACGCCACGUGCAACUUGCGCCAGACGGCCUUGGCCGUCAGCAAGUUCCUGCUGGCCUUCGCGGUGCCGCUGGCCAUCAUCGCCUCCAGCCACGCGGCCGUGAGCGCGCAGCUGCGCCACCGCGGCAGCCGGCGGUCCAGCCGCUUCGUGCGCCUGGUGGCGGCCGUGGUGGCGGCCUUCACGCUCUGCUGGGGGCCCUACCACGUGUUCAGCGUGCUGGAGGCGCGGGCGCACUGGGACCCCGCGCUGCGGCCGCUCGCCUGGCGCGGGCUGCCCUUCGUCACCAGCCUGGCCUUCUUCAACAGCGUGGUCAAUCCGCUGCUCUACGUGCUCACCUGCCCCGACGUGCUGCGCAAGCUGCGGCGCUCGCUGCGCAGCGUGCUGGAGAGCGUGCUGGUGGACGACAGCGAGCUGGGCGGCGCGGGCAGCAGCCGCCGCCGCCGCGCCUCCUCCUCCUCCGCCGCGCCGGGCCGCCGCCGCCCGCCCGCGCUCGGGCCCGCGCGCCUGCUCGGCUGGCUGCGGGGCAGCGGCGGGGCGCCCCCGCAGAGGGGCCGCGCCCCGUCCCAGGACGAGCGGGGGCCCCUGAACCGGGCGCUGAGCACCACCUCCGGGUAGGAGGCGCGGCCGCGGACCUGCCCGCCUCGGGCCGUUCUCCCCGGGAGGCAAGGGCAGGGCGCACAGCGCGCAGCAGCUCCCCGAGGCCUCCCUCCAGCCCGCGGUAAAAUGCAGAUAUCCCGCCUCCAGCCUCGGCGGUCUCCGUGCGGGCCCAGGAAUCUGCAUUUUAUAACGUCCCGCGAACAUCAGUGAAUCCUUUUCGGAAACAAAGUUGAGUUAAAGCAAUGCUUCUCCAACUUUACUGUGGGUCGGUCACCCAGGGGUCCCGUUAAAGAACAGACUGACUGAGCAGGGGGGGGGGUGGGGGUGCUGAGAGUCUCCCUUUCCAACACGCUCCCAGGAGGCGACGACGUCAGAGCUACUGGCCGGCGGACCACACACUUGGAGUAACAUGGGGUUAAAGUCCCACGACUUCUCGAACUAGGGCAGUGGACCCCCAAGGUACACAGGAGCUGUUUUAGCAGGUAAUGGGUGGGGUGGAUUUUUACUUUAAACCAGUGAUAGAUUUGGGGGGUAGAAAGUGAAAGGUUUGGGAAGCACCGUUCCAGUCUCACUUUUUCACUUUAGCCAUUUAGUUGCCCUUUACUGAGUGAGACGCUUUAUCCCACAAUCUCAAGGGCUAGGUUCUGUCAGUCCCGCUUCUUAGCCACGUAUAAAGAGAAGUGCAGGGAGGUUAAGUAACCCGCCCAACAUACAGGGUCUGCUCACUAACCAUUAAGCACUACCUGUUCAGUGACCACUUAGUAUGUGAUAGAACACCCCCCACAUACCCCAGGUCCUCUAGAUGUGUGGGAGGGAGCCCCCCUCUCCACCUGACUGACCCAGCAUUGUCCAAUGUCUACAUGGUGCAAGAAGCAAGGGGUGCUCUGGUCAAAUGUUCCGGAAACCUGGGGCAUCAUUACUGAAGGUCUUUAGUAUCUGACUGUGCAUGGCAGCCUCCGAGACCACAGCCUGUGACAUUUCCUAGCUAAUCUGACACUGUACAGGCCCAGAGCUCGGCAGGACAACCUCUGGGCAGUGCUGGUAAUCCCUAGAUCUGUGCAGCACCCACCUCCUGACCACACAGGGGCUGGGCAGCUGACCCCCAACUUGUAGGUGUGAGGGGUAACUUGUCAUAGCUUCUCCACUGUACCGUGUCCGUUUAGCUCUGCAUCCCAGGGCGUGGCGCAGAGGUGGCGCCAGCACACGUUCGUUCGGGGGAUGAAAUGUUAGUGGAAGAGCUGGGGGAGAAACUCUCUUGGGAUCUCGGCCCAGUGCUCUCUGUGCCACCACCUACAGCUGAGGUCCCAGUGCCAGGCAAGGUCCGGCCCACAGCCAGCGCUCAGCAC
Messenger RNA from Camelus dromedarius (Arabian camel), 2775 nucleotides. It is a transcript of the gene PTGDR2, whose product is annotated as prostaglandin D2 receptor 2. The record is from RefSeq and is a predicted model, not a curated record. Bases 248 to 1447 code for a protein of 399 amino acids. NCBI's taxonomy places the organism in Eukaryota, Metazoa, Chordata, Mammalia, Artiodactyla, Camelidae. Gene Ontology annotation, cellular component: plasma membrane. Gene Ontology annotation, biological process: positive regulation of cytosolic calcium ion concentration; inflammatory response; complement receptor mediated signaling pathway. The transcript is spliced from 2 exons. Gene Ontology annotation, molecular function: G protein-coupled receptor activity; complement receptor activity.